UGCAUGACCAAUCAGCACAGCGGGCAGGUGCCAGCUGGCAACCUCAGGUGCGCACUGCGCUGCGCAGUGCGGCUGUCUAGCUAGCCCAGCAUUGGCAGCAAGCCGCAGCACAAUGCUCGAUCAGGAUUCACAGAAGAGGAUUAAGGUGUUGCAUGAAAUCUGGCGCAGAUAUUCAGCUACCUUAGGACAUUAGCGUAAGGUGGUUCCUCGAGGUGCAUGCGAGUAGGUUAGCGAUGAGGAGCACGAGGAAGAUUGUUUGAGCUGAGUUUCUGCACCAUCCUCAAUCGAUCAGGAUCAUGGCCGCUGUCUCCGCCAGACUGCUUGGCCCUGAAUCACUGAGCUGCAAUUCACGAGUCCUGUCAUCAAAUACUCUCUCAAAACCUAGUCUACCUAACAAUGCUGCAUUCUCAAGAAGCAAAACCAGGUCCCAGGUGGUGAUUUGCAGGCAAACCCAAUUCAAAGAAAACAAAUCUCUGAAAGAGCCCCUUAAGGCAGCUGCCCGGGUUCGUGAAGCUGUGGCCAUAUUUGCUGUCGCUGCGGCACUGGCGAUGGCAGCACCUGGCGCCGCACUUGCCGAUACACUUGUUGCCGGGGGGGCUGCUGAGGUCUUCGCAACAACUUGCGCUGGCUGCCACUACAAAGGGGGAAACGUCGUUCAAGCAGGCGCCACGCUGUUCACGAAAGAUCUUGAAAGGAACAAUAUGAAUACUGAGGAAGCCAUCUAUAAGAUCACGUACUUCGGGAAGGGAAAGAUGCCGGGGUACGGCGCUGAGUGCAAACCUAGGGGCCAGUGCACCUUCGGACCGCGAUUGAGCGACUCCAAUAUACACGCUCUUUCAGAUUUCGUUUUGGCUCAGGCUGGAAAAGGCUGGCAAUGAAAACUGUCAAAAGUUAGCAAACGGGAAGAUUGCCAUCAGGACAACUUGCAUAACUCCUGAAAGAAAGCAUAGCGCAAGCGAGUUGCCCCUUGACGCGGCACCAGCAGUGUCGUGAAUGCACGCGUCGCAUGUGCAGAGACCUUGCUCCCUCCCAAAACUGCACUUAGCUGCGCGGCAAGUCUCCUGUGAGAGCUAGCUUUGGGCGGUAAACGGAUUUACUCCACAUGCACGGUCCGAAAGUAAUUUAACCAGGUUGCUAGAUUGGGAGUUGAAAACUGAAGUUCAUACCAUUCAUCAGAUCACGAGCCGCGAACAAUUUUGUGGCAGGGCCGCACCGUCCGAUCUACUACCCGGCCGUGCAGCAGCCGUCUAUUGUCGCC
Molecule: messenger RNA, 1258 nt
Organism: Klebsormidium nitens
Lineage: Eukaryota; Viridiplantae; Streptophyta; Klebsormidiophyceae; Klebsormidiales; Klebsormidiaceae
Source: the annotation of a GenBank genome assembly